Messenger RNA from Haliotis rubra (blacklip abalone), 1501 nucleotides. Its product is annotated as protein PRY2-like. The record is from RefSeq and is a predicted model, not a curated record. The coding region runs from base 55 to 852 and encodes 265 amino acids. Lineage: Eukaryota; Metazoa; Mollusca; Gastropoda; Lepetellida; Haliotidae. The transcript is spliced from 3 exons.
UCGAGCAACACGCAGAAUCCGUGCGACUCGCUGCAAUCAAAGUUGACUGACACCAUGGUUAAUUUCAUUUGGAGUUUACUGUUAAUUUUUCUGGGACAGUAUGUUAAAGGUGAAAUUAAGCGCGUCGACUUCAGACGGCGAGAGGACUUAACAAAUGUGAUGUUUUCGGAUAAUCCUAUAUUAUUCUCACAGAGGACACCAACUUAUAAGUGCAUUGAAAAUUGUUUGUAUAUUGACAACUGUGUGACCUUAGUGUCUUCAGGAGAUGGAGAUAACGGUGAAUGUUAUUUAUACGACAAACAGACUGCUAGCAUGACCAAUCAAGUUUCAGGUGCUUCAACGCAUGUCUUCAACAAAGUUUCAGACUCGUCAAACGAUGUAACAUGUCUCCUCCGACACACUAGCCUGCAACCAAUUACACCAACAACGUCAACAACGUCCACUUCAACAACCACCACCACUUCAACAACCACAACCACUUCAACAACGCCGACCACAACCCCCGUACCUACAUACCUGCGACAUUAUUCGGGUUCACUGACUUGGAGUGGGGCUAGGCAGGCGUGUCAAGCACAAGGAGGGGAUCUGGCCAUGCUCGAUACCCCCGAGGAAAUCAAGACCGUGGAGGACACUGUGACAGGGUACUACGUCUGGACGGGAUUCUACCAAUCAGCUGCGAAUGCCGCAUUCACUUGGGUGGAUGGACGGGUCCUGUCGGGUGUCAACUGGAAGCCUGGACACCCGGUCUCUGGGGACAUGUGCGGGGUGGUGGCCAUUUCUGGAGCCGUGUACUUUAAAACAGCUCACUGCACAGGCCUUUCUGACUACAUCUGCGAAUUACCGGUUGUGUAGACAGUGUUCGCCUCGCUACUGGAAACCCUGUCACGAAAUGUAGUGAUUAUUAAUUAAGGAAUGUAGCCGUUUGUGUGCUAAUCACGAAAAUAAGCCAUUUCAAAGUUUACUUAUCAAGAAAGAAGAAAUCAGCCUGGUUCCCGGGGUCUGCUGCGCUAACGCUCAGUGCCAGAGCGUUUGCGCAGGCGCAACAGACCCCGGGAACCAAGCUGAGAAGAAACAUGCUAGCCAUAAAACGUCAUCACUGUGUGUUGAUUACGUGGUUACAAUCCGGGUUAAGAUCGGCAGACAUGCAGUUAUUUUUAGAAGUGCGCGUGUCAGCAUAUAUGUUACUGGCAAACAAGGAUAAGUUGGACCGGUGCAGAGAACGCCUUUACGGGAAGUAGGCGGUGCACGGCAAUGAGCAAACCCAUUUGGUUUAUGAAAGGUAGAGCAGAUGUAGGCUAGUGCACCUGCAUUGCAUGACGAUGAAAUUGAUUCUAUCGUGGUCAAAUUUCCGUUUCUUCUGUUUCAAGUUAUCUACAAAGCAACGAUGAGCGCAUACUUUAAACCCAAACACGUUGACUCCAAGGAACAAGCACGGGUGUAUACAUCAUUACUGGCAAACAAGGAUAAGUUGAGCACCGACUUGACAAUUGACCCGUAUUAG